This is a messenger RNA of Penicillium taxi, 2199 nucleotides long. RefSeq names its product anoctamin family protein. The record is from RefSeq and is a predicted model, not a curated record. Lineage: Eukaryota; Fungi; Ascomycota; Eurotiomycetes; Eurotiales; Aspergillaceae. Gene Ontology annotation, molecular function: chloride channel activity. Gene Ontology annotation, cellular component: cortical endoplasmic reticulum. Bases 1 to 2199 code for a protein of 732 amino acids. The transcript is spliced from 4 exons. Gene Ontology annotation, biological process: chloride transmembrane transport.
AUGUUUUGGCUCGUAGGUCAAAGCGAGCUCGACGACGACGAAAAUGAAAUCCUUGGCGUGGAUUGGGUUCUACAUUAUGAAUUUGGGGAAAUAGAUCAAGAUCAAGCCGUUUCGGAGUUUCAUAUGCUCAUGCAAGACAUGAGCGAGGCUGGUCUUCGUGUUCAAGUUCGACAUGGACAUGGCAUGUCGCUUCUUAUCUGUAUCCGGGUACCGCGAGACCAUCUAGGGAAGAUGAUCUACCAGUCGAGGGUUAAAGAUUGGUUAUUUGAGAUCGCUUAUACUUUACCCGUUGGAAAUAGUGAUACGACUGUCACUGCUGAAAUGCCUGCAGAAGAAAUUAGAUCGAUCUUUCACGCUGUCACCUGGCCGAAAGAGCUCGGUGGAGCUGGCAUCACGCCUAAUCAUGGUAAAUGGAAGAACAUCACCGCUUCGUUCCCUUUACAUGAUCAAGAAGCCUGCUCGCAGUUGCUACAUUCAUUGAGUGACAGAGCGGCCCUAUCGACUCAGGACCUGGAUAAAAUUCGGGCACUUUUUGGCGAAAGGGUGGCUUUCUACUACGAAUUCAUUUAUUGUUACUCGCUGGCGCUAAUUGUGCCAACUGUACUGGGGAUAUUUAGCUGGAUUUAUUUGGGGCCGUACUCUAUUAUCUAUGGCAUUACACUCUGCAUCUGGUGCAUAGUCUUUGUGGAAUACUGGAAGAUCCGUGAGACGGACCUGAGUAUGAGAUGGGGAGUGAAGGGCGUUGGAGGACUCAAAGUUGACCGGGCACAAUAUACAUGGGAAAGGGAGGUACAGGACCCUUUGACCGGCCAAGUGACAAAGGUCUUCCCAACCUGGAAGCAAUUCCUCCGACAACUUCUGCUCGUUCCAUUGACAUCAGUGGCAGCUGUUUCACUGGGAAGCUUGAUUCUGGUGAAAAUUGCGUCAGAGGUAUUUAUCGCCAAUUUUUAUAAUGGAUCGUUCAAGGAGUAUGUUCAGUUCCUGCCUAUAAUCCUCUUCUCGCUAUCUUUGCCAGCCAUCACUUCCUUCAUCACUACCAUCGCGACCCGCCUGACAGAUUACGAGAACUACCGAACGCAAGACCAGUAUGAUCUAGCCCUAGCCCAGAAAACCUUCGUGAUGAACUUCAUCACCUCAUUUCUACCAACAAUCAUAACAGCAUUCGUCUACGUGCCGUUUGGCAGAUCCAUCGCCCCACAACUCGGAUUUAUCCACAUCGACAAAGAGCUUCAGGUGGACACAUCGCGAUUCCAACAAGAAGUGAUCUACCUCUCUAUGACAGGCCAAGUGUUCAAAUUUAUCGAAGAGAUCCUCUGGCCCUACGCAAAACGCGUCCUGUGGCAAAAAUACCGCAACUACCAAGACCGCAAGAUGGGAAUUCACCGCAAACGCAGUCACUCCCGAACAACUGACAGCCUCUUAAUCGACUCAAUAGACGAGACCUCUUUCCUCCGCCGCCUUCGUAGCGAAGCCGACGCUGAUACUUACAAAGUGGGAGAAAAUAUCCUAGGAGUGUGCGUACAAUUUGGCUACCUAGCCUUCUUCGGUGUCGCAUGGCCUCUAGUCCCACUAGGCCUCCUGUUGAUUAACUGGCUCGCACUCCGCGGCGACUUUUUCAAACUGACACUAAAAUGCCAACGCCCACCACCAAUCCGUGCAGACUCAAUAGGUCCCUGCCUCCUAGCCCUAGACCUCCUAGCCUGGCUGGGAACCAUCUCAACAGCAACGAUAAUCCAAUUAUACCGCCGCCCAAUCGCACAAGUCCGCCUCUUCUCCCUUCUCCUAACCCUCCUCUUAGCUGAACAAGCAUACCUCGCAAUCCGCUUUACAGCAGCGCGAGUCCUAAAAAAGAUCUUCGCAGACACACUGCACAGAGAAGAAACCGUGCGCUACGCCGUCCGGAAACAGCUCCUCGAAGUUGCGCGAGGGAAAAAUGGUUCGCACGCGUCACCAGUCAAAAGGAAGGUCCGUUUUGACGAGAAGGUUGAUGUCUACUUGUCAGAUACGGCUUCUUUCGAGGAUGAUGAGUCGUCUUCGCCGACGGCUGAGCAGCCGCAGAACGAGAGGCUGGGUGGUUCGGAUCGAGAGGCGAAGUUUUGGAAUAAUAAGUUGUAUGAGACUGCUGAUGCCGGUGUUAGACUUAUCCAGACUCUCUACUCGGUGCAAAAGGAUGAGAAGAAGAGGGUUCAAAAUGCAUAA